CGCUCUCUGUCAGACACGAGCUUGCUGUUUACUCCUCAGGGUGCAGGUAAUGUGAUAUUGCCUCCUGGUGAGUCCAAUAAAAUAGCAGUGGCACCCUCACUGUUUGGCUUUAGCUGGCAUGGGGUGUGACUUUUGAUUUCCAGCAGAGUUAAUACAGGUUUGUCAGGGAUGCGCCAUCUGUUGGUGACACCCAGGGCCAGUGAUCAAAACAGAGCCCUGGAGAGGCCGACUGUCCCAGACCUCCCACUAUGGAAACUGAAAAGGAAUUGGACACUGCCCCAGCAUCACAAGUCAGUGGCCUCCUCCUUUCUAACUGUGUCUAAACUCCUCAAUGUACCCAGAGCAAGAUUGUUCUCAUGGCAGCAACAUUUCCAGGACUUAAGAGUCUUUGUCUGGCCAUCAACAAAAGCCUUUGGAUUACUGGUGAGGCAGGCUCACAGUGCAGCUGCGUGCGUGUACAGGCAGGUCAGAGGAAUGACUGGAGCUCCGGUGGGCUAAGAGCUCGAAAAAAUGCUGUUUGACACCUACUUGUGAGCUCAUUCCUGUAGGACAAUAACAACACUGACCAGAUGAGGCCUCCUCAUUGGCCCAAGACAGCAGCCAAUCAAACCCAAGGAGCGAGUCACAGGGAAGUGACUGCACCUAUCUGCACUCACCUGAUCCUUUACCUGGCCGAGCUCAGACGCAGCAUCUCAUUACCUUUCCAAUACAAUCCAUAACUGAGGUGCAUUGUGUGUCAGCUCACUCCUGGAGUCAAGGUGUUCCCGUGUGUUUAACUUCACUCAGACAAAGGAAGACGCAGACAUGGCAGUGGCCAACUUCCACUACAUCACUCGGAUGAGCAGCGGCUUCAAGGUCUACAUUUUAGAAGGUCAGCCCCACCUCAGAAGCGAGGACAGAUACAGACACAUCACAAAUGAGCGCGCUCGAGCCCCAACCGUGUAUCCAGUCAAACGCAAGCGCAGCCAUGACAGAGGUCUGACUCUGGAGGAAAGGCGAGAGCGGGUGCUGAGCAGAACUGUCGGUAAAGCCACCCAGAGAGCAGCAACACUACCAGCACAGGCCAUCUUUAACAGGCCCCAAAGCCCCACAUCCACCUGGAGUCCAACCCCCAGCCCCACCAGCCCUCUGCCCACCCAUGUCUACUACACACCAGUCAUGGAUGAACCACUUGCCCUCAUCAAGAAACCAAGAAAAGACCCAGAGAGCACAGAGCAGAAGGCUAAAAGCUCUGCUAACACUCAAAUCCAGAUGCGUCCCUCUGUGAUCACUCGUGUCUCUUCGUCCAGAAACCCCUCCUGCAGGUCUGACACCCACAGAAGCCCCUCAUCAGUGAUUUCAAAAUCAAACUAUGACCACGUGGUGGAUGAACAUUUCCAGAGAAGCCUCGGAGCGAACUACCAGAAAGCCGCUCGCUCCCAGCAGCUCUCCAUCAGCGUUUCUGUUGAUGACCACUUUGCCAAGGCUCUGGGGGACAAGUGGCUGCAGAUUAAGUCCAAGUCUUCCUCCUGCUCCUCCACACCUCCCAGCAGCCCAAGUGUCACCCACUCUCCCACCUACAAAGAGUCCAUCAGCUGCUCAUCGCCAACUUCCAGCCACUGGUCCGUCAAUUAAAAAGCAUGAACAUGUGAGAAGAAACUGAACUUUGACUUUAAACAUUUCAGUGCGUGCAGCUCUGCUUGUUCAGCAACAGAAAAGCCAGCGCUUGUAUGGAGAGGGCGAGCUCACCAGUGCUGGAGCGCUGUCACCUUGGACCACUGUGUGUCCAAGUUUGAGACGCAGACAAAUGUAGCAUGAAUCAGGACGUCCUUUUUUGUUACAUUUCUCUCCCCAUUGCUUGUGGAUAGCAUCAGGAUAACGAGAUUCUGUAGAUGGUGACAUGGGAUGAUUGAAAAGUAUCAUCAGUAAUCCUUUACAUUUCUUGUUGUGUCAUUCCUUUAUGACACAGUUGUAUUGUAUUAUAUUUAUAAUCUGAUAACUCUGGGUUCCUUAUAGUCUCAGCAACCUGCCUAUCUGCUGUAUGAUAUUACACUUCUAAGCUUUACACAAAACGGAGACUUUUUAAAAAACUUUGAAAAAUAAAAAUGUCCAAAAUUCUGCAGCA
Molecule: messenger RNA, 2104 nt
Organism: Notolabrus celidotus (New Zealand spotty)
Lineage: Eukaryota; Metazoa; Chordata; Actinopteri; Labriformes; Labridae
Gene: vgll4l
Product: vestigial like 4 like
Exons: 7
Coding region: 805-1614 (269 amino acids)
Biological process (GO): negative regulation of DNA-templated transcription
Molecular function (GO): transcription coactivator binding
Source: RefSeq, a predicted model, not a curated record